AUGGUUCACCGGGUCGUCUUCUGGACCGGCUUCGGCGUCGCCGUCCGCGCUUGGCAGCUCGGCAUCGAGAUGCGCCCCUUCUUCAACAAGAGCUCCCUGUGGGCCUACCCCGUCUUCGGUGCUGCCGGUGCCGGCUUUGGCUACUGGUUGCAGACGGUCGACGACCGCCAGACAGCCAUUCUGAACGCCCGGAAAGAGUCCAUCUUGGAGAAGCGGGCACGGCGGGCAGCGCGCGAGGAGGCCGUGGCGGCAUAA
Grosmannia clavigera kw1407 is the source of this 255-nucleotide messenger RNA. RefSeq names its product NADH-ubiquinone oxidoreductase. Bases 1 to 255 code for a protein of 84 amino acids. The transcript is spliced from 2 exons. The record is from RefSeq and is a predicted model, not a curated record. Lineage: Eukaryota; Fungi; Ascomycota; Sordariomycetes; Ophiostomatales; Ophiostomataceae.